AAUCGACUGCUGCAAGCUUUGAAAAGCGGCAAGACAGCAUUCGGUGGAUGGCAGGUCAGCACACUUCCAUUAUGGCACUUGUAGAGCCAACUUUACUAAGUCUAUGCUCCCUCAGAUGCUUCCCGGUUCGAAUCUUGCUCGCACUAUUGCACGCACCCCUAACAUAGACUGGGUGUGCGUUGACACCGAGCAUGGCAACCUGGACGAUGCUGCCAUGCACGAGUCUGUUGCCGCCAUUGCUGCUUGUGGUGUCAGUCCAGUCGUCCGAGUUCCAGAGGGACAGCAUUGGAUGAUCAAGCGCGCCCUCGACGCUGGCGCACACGCAAUCAUGGUGCCUCUGGUGCGAACCGUGGAAGACGCCAAGAACAUUGCGAGUUACUCGAAGUUUCCGCCGCGUGGCACGAGAGGACUAGGCAGUCCGUUCAGCAUGGAGAAGUUCGAUCAAGGGCUCAGUCAAAUGCAGUACUUUCAGCAGGCCAACGACGCCACGUUAGUCAUCUUGCAGAUCGAGACACAGUCGGCGCUCAGCGUAGUCCAUGAGAUUGCCGCUGUGCCCGGCAUAGACGUCCUGCUCGUCGGACCGUACGACCUAGGCAACAGCAUCGGCCAUCCCGUCCUCGGCUCAGACUACGAUCCCGAGCUGAAAGAAGCUAUCACCAAGAUCCGGGAAGCUGCGAAAGCAGCCGGAAAGUGGAGCGCUAUUUACUGCGGCUCAGGCGAGCAAGCACGGACUUAUGCAGAUCAGGGUUUCAAUAUGUGCAGUUGUAUGACCGAUGCCACAGGGAUGAAGAAGUUGUUCGCUGAUGCAGUGGAUGCGGCUAGAGGGAGCUAUCUGCACGCCGGCGUGCAAGGCGUCGUGAAAGGCGUGGAGAAGAUGACGAGCAGCGACUGAGUGGAAGGCGGUCCGAGCAAUUCAGUACGUCGAGCAGUCGGCCGUACAUUGUUUAUUUCAGGCUAUGUGAGGCGAAGACACAGAGUACAAGCUCCGCGCUGCGGUAGAUGAGGGUGAACCUGCAAGCUGGGCAGACUGAUCCUGAUAGCGGAGCACCGGGUGCAUCCUAUGGGUUCCGAAUAUGAACCAAGGGAAUCCUUUCACGAACGUUGACUCUGGCAUUG
Molecule: messenger RNA, 1116 nt
Organism: Baudoinia panamericana UAMH 10762
Lineage: Eukaryota; Fungi; Ascomycota; Dothideomycetes; Mycosphaerellales; Teratosphaeriaceae
Exons: 2
Coding region: 104-892 (262 amino acids)
Cellular component (GO): cytoplasm
Molecular function (GO): aldehyde-lyase activity
Source: RefSeq, a predicted model, not a curated record